CACAACCACAACCCACCGCCUGCAGUGCACCGAAGGAAGCAAAUCGAAACUCCUCAAUGAGUUCACCUUCAGAUAAAUAGUUUGUCCCCCUUUCUCUCAACUCUUAUUUUAACCAACUGGUGUCCCGACAAAAUGAAUGGCUCUCUGCACUCCUCACCCGACGUGGUGGACAUUAAGCUGAAGCGAGGACCCGCAGGCUUGGGAUUCAAUAUAGUUGGAGGCGUGGACCAGCAGUAUGUGAUGAAUGACAGUGGCAUAUAUGUGUCCAAAAUUAAAGAUGAUGGAGCUGCAGCUGUGGACGGAAGACUCCAAGAGGGGGACAAGAUCCUGGCGAUCAACGGAGUCAAGCUCGAGGAUCUGACACACAGAGCUACGGUGGACCUGUUCAGGACAGCAGGCGAGGAUGUGGAGCUCCGUGUAAUGAAAAAGUUACCCCAUCACAUGAACGGACCCACAGGCUCACAACCCGAGCACAAAUCCUCCAUGUCUUCUCUGGGAAUACUGCUCGCUCUAGCGGGAGCCGCCUCCAUCUUCGCAUUCAUUUACAUGCGGCACUUCAGAAAGCAAUUUUAACGAAACCGACGUUGUCUGUAUAUUAUUUUUAAGAUCCAAAACUUUGCAAAAGGCCAAAGAAAAGAAAGAGGGAACAAACUCUGAGCAGUAGACGAUAUUUUUUUGAUUAGUAGCUGUUUGGUGUCACUGAUGAGUUUCUCCAUGUUCAUGUGUAUGAUGUGAUUAAUGGUAGCUUCUUGACAUCUUUUCCUAUGCAAACAGAUGCUCUCUUACCACAGAGAUUACUUUGAAUAGAUAACUUUGUGAUUGUAAAGAGUAGAAGGAGGAUGUGACAUUCCUGCUGCUGGGCUGAGCUGGGCUGAGCUCAGGCAGAGACAAACACCUGCUCGUACACAGAAGUUGUAUGCAGAAUACUAUUAAAUCCUCGGGUCAGGUCAGACUGGCUCGAGCAUCAGGGUCCACUUACAAACUGAAAGACAGUGUUGUGUUCAGUCGCUCGUUGGCCUCUGUACCUCCAUCUCUGAAUGGCAGAUCUGUGUGAGGGCCGACGUGAGAGGAACUCACUGUGUUUUCAGUUUGUCAGUGUUUAAAAAUUAAUGGGUUUGAUUUUCAUUUUGCGCUGUUGCACAGAAUCAUGGGAGGAGUGGCAUCCUGCAGUUAAUGUGAUAAAUUGUGUCUGGUAAUGGACUUCAGAGUGCCUUUUUCUGCCUAUUCUAAGUAAUGGUGGUGUUUGCUGCUCCUGAUCUUGAUCAAAAUGAAAAUCAACCCACAGCGUCCAUUAAUACAUUAGAUUAAAGGAUGGUGAUAAUCUCUGUUUUCUCAAUGUCAACAAAUUCCAUAAUAAGCACCAAACCACAGUGGUUUAGCCCGUCUCUUAAUACUUUCUGACUUCCUCACUCCAUCUGUUGCGCUCAGCCUCAAGUACAUUUGUUCCAAACGUAAAUCUUUAAGAAUACGUCAUGAACAUAGAUGCGUUUUUGGACCGGAGGGACUUUUUACAGUCCUAAGAAUCCUCCUUUUUGUUGUGUCUGCACCGCAUGAACAAACUGGUCUCACUCCGAGAAUGUCAAAAUAUGCUGCUUAGGCAUCUAUGUAAGACGCACUGGGCCUUCCACCAACACCUCAGAGCAACAGACGUAGUUUAAAGAGCAAAAAAGUCCGCUCAGGUUUGGUGGGAGGGGAGGUGGACGGAUCCAAAAAUUGCCAGACACUGACCCAGGACACUGGCGUUCGAGACCAACACACAACAUCAGUUUCAGCGUCUGUGCAACUCAAAGCUGGGUGGUUUUUAGCGACACACUGCCUUUCUGGCCACGUUUGAGCCACUGCACUGGGUGUUUUUUGGCAGCAUCUGUGACCUUUUCCACACCAUAACCAAGUAGUUUUGUAGCCUUAACCUAAUUGCAAACCCCUACUGCGUCAAGAUACAACGGAAAAGGCUGUCUCUUGUGUCAUCUUAGUCACACCCAGAGCUCCUGCCCAAGUGCCAAAGUAUGAUCAGUAGGGAUGAGAUCCCGUUGGCAAGAACCAGGAAUGAUCGUAGUUCUUAGAACGCAAUUUUGAGGGACUUUUGUAGCACCUAUACUCUUCCAGCACAAGAGGAACCUUGAUUGGUCGAAAGCAGCCAAUGCAAUAUUGGCAAACGCCAUUUUUAAAAAAUCAUUAGCCGAGUAAGACGGCGCAAAACUAUAACUAAAAACAAAAAAAAUAUAACGUGCUUUUGACUCAAUGUGAACGUGAAGUUGCUGCAUCAGCUGCUAGCUAGAUUACAUUACAUCACUUUAGCGUUACUAUUGGUGGUGCGAAUGUGAACAGAAAAAAAGCCUUUGAAUGUAUGUUUGUUUGAAGGAGCUCCUCAGUGGGUAGUUAGAAUCAUUUUCAAAAAUGGCUUGGUUGAUUCCUUAAACAGGUGGGCACUGUAGGUUUUAGCUAACGUUACUCAAACAGGAGAAAGUGGUGAAUUUGUUGGGGACUAUUUUUAGCUGCGGAUGAAUACACAAUUGGUGCACUAGUGAGUGUUUACAGCAGCAGAAAGGUGUUUAUGUGACUGACUUCGAAUACACUACUAUGUACAUAUCCAUCAUAUUAAAGGAUCCGGUCCAACAGUGCAGCUCAUUGAUGUGUUUUUAAUAGUUUUUGGACGAUGAUGGAGCGCUAUGGCACAGAGCAAGAAGAUGUAUCAGACUGUUGUUGGUUUUGGUCUUCCAAUGGGGUUUGUUGACAAUGUGAAAAAUACAUAUUAUAACCAGAUUUAUCCUUUAAAGCAAAAUACACUUGUUCAAAGUAUCGCCAAGUAGUUUCACUUUGAAGAGUUUAUUAUGAAGUGUCACACGGUCACUCAGGGUGAGCCAUCAGAUCUCUAUCUAAGAAACAAAUCAUGCCGCAAACAUAUAUCACGUCGUGAGCGGUUCAUUUUUUUAACACUCAGUUACAGACACUCUAAGAGACACUGCCAUCUUUGUGUCAUGUGUCACCGCCAUUUCAGACAUUCUCCUAAUUUUGCAUGGAGGCCAGUGCUUAUAAUCACACCGCACCUUCUGCUAAGUGACUGAUGAAAAUGGGAGUAGGUUGUGACGGAGGACAUUUGUGUGAAGGAUCAACAGCUUAAUACUGAAAAGCAGCUUGAGCCAGCUCUAUGUAAAGGAGAGGGUUUCUUUUUUUCUUUUUUGUUAAGAAAUGAGUUGCUGUCAUCAAUGUAAAAUGUUUUUUUGCACUAGCCACAAUCAUGGAACUUCUUCAGUAACUUCCAUAGAACAGAUGAAUAAGUGAAUUGUGUGUGCUGGGUGUAUUUGUCCACAUUUAUCAGUCUGCAGUGCAUCUGUCAUGCAGUUAUCUCUGACCGUAUGUGGCUGUCGUCGUCUGUAAAUACAUUUCAUGUUGCUCUGCUGAGUGGGAUUGUGAAUAUGUGCAGUUUGCCAGAAAAAAACACAGAUCAGAAGCACUAAUAAAUUAUGCAAAAUACUUUGUGUUUUACAUCCAAGCACCUACUGUAUUAAAAUUCAUGUUGAAUUCA
Molecule: messenger RNA, 3526 nt
Organism: Epinephelus lanceolatus (giant grouper)
Lineage: Eukaryota; Metazoa; Chordata; Actinopteri; Perciformes; Serranidae
Gene: synj2bp
Product: synaptojanin 2 binding protein
Biological process (GO): establishment or maintenance of epithelial cell apical/basal polarity; receptor clustering; receptor localization to synapse
Cellular component (GO): cell junction; basolateral plasma membrane
Molecular function (GO): protein kinase binding
Source: RefSeq, a predicted model, not a curated record